AAAAAUAAGAGUUAUUUGCGAUUUAUAUUUAUAAAUUAAUGGUGUUGAAAAAUAUAAAUAAUAUACGACAAACUGCCUAAACCAUGGAGGCUGCUAUACCCAUUACCAAUGAGCUGGAGCAACGCAUCUCCGACGCCUUCUGCAUCUUCGAUCAUCACGGCGAUAAGCGCAUCGACAUACGCGAAGUGGGCACCGUCUUGCGCUUUCUGGGCUGCGUGCCCACUGAGCAAGAGAUAAAUGAAGUAAUCGCAGCUACCGAAAUGGAGGAAUCCGCCGGAGAUGUGCAUCUCUCCAAAUUUAUGCCGCAUGUGGCGCAAUUGUUAGCGGAGCGAAAAAUGGAACCAGCUUCGCCGGAGAAAAUUCUCGCCGCCUUUCAAAUCUUGGAUCCAGAGCAGAAGACCUACAUAACCAAGGAGUAUAUGAGCAAAAUGAUGAUGGAGGAAGGUGAACCCUUCACACAGGAGGAGCUCGAUGAAAUGCUUGCUGUGGCCAUCGAUCCCAUCACUGGCAAUAUACCGUAUGAGUUUUAUAUCAAUCAGCUGAUGGUAUAUCUAUGAAUAAAAAAAUAUUGCAAAAUAUUGAAGAAAAUAUUAAUAAGAAAAGGAGAAAAUGUAUCGAUUACUGGAAGUCACAUAUUGUACUUCAUACAUACACAACACACAAAAUAAAAAAUAGUUACCAAAAACCAUAACCAAUAA
Molecule: messenger RNA, 698 nt
Organism: Bactrocera tryoni
Lineage: Eukaryota; Metazoa; Arthropoda; Insecta; Diptera; Tephritidae
Product: dynein regulatory complex protein 8
Exons: 4
Coding region: 84-557 (157 amino acids)
Molecular function (GO): calcium ion binding
Source: RefSeq, a predicted model, not a curated record